Pseudo-nitzschia multistriata is the source of this 1061-nucleotide messenger RNA. The record is from the annotation of a GenBank genome assembly. NCBI's taxonomy places the organism in Eukaryota, Bacillariophyta, Bacillariophyceae, Bacillariales, Bacillariaceae.
CAGGACGGAAGCAUUCAGAAAAUCUUGCUUACAGGCAAACGAAGAAAAUUAAAGCUUUGGUGCAAACUAGUCGGAAAUCCAUGGGAAGCUUAUCCGCGAUAUGGCAACGAAAACGAUGGAUGCGCUUGUAGCCGAAGAGAAAGCGGCUACAUCGGAAGAAAAGGUUGCGAACAACAAAGAAAAGAAGAAAAUUGCAACGUGUCGAGAAUACGGUGGCGAUUCGAGUCACCUUAUUUACAAGUCUGGUAUCCCUACGCUGCGUGCCUCUGCCCAUCGAGUAAAAGCACGAAAGAAAAACAGAAAGCACGACCCCAAGCCAUUAGAUAGAGACGGGAACGAGACAGGUACAACAUGGCUCCCCGAAGAAGUGCAAGAAGAAAAGAUAUUUUCAUACAAUGUGGAACAGUACGAUAUAGUAGGGGCAGUGAAGGGUUUGCUACGAGAUUGCGAUCCAGAAAUUGUUGGUUCCUUUGAAACCACUACACUCGAAGGCGAAAAAUCAUCUGAAUUUGAAAAAUCUGGGACAAGGCUGGAAGAUUUCAGAGUUGCUGUAUCUUCCGUUUGGCGAACUGUAAACGGUGGGACCUGUGAGGAGGCGCAAAAAUAUUUAUCGAAUAAAGUGGAAACAGAUGUUGCUUUCCUGAAAAUCUUCGAUGAUUUCGUUACAGAAGUAGUUCUUCCGUAUGUAAAGGGGCGUCUCGUAGCUUGCGGUGCGCUUGAGAGUGAUUCUGCUACGUGCGCAUUUUAUUAUCAGAGACCACCAACACUCCGCUUGCAACCAGGUCCAGGUACGUUUGAAGAUGCUUCACUUCUUGUUCAGAUCCUUUUGAAAGACACUUAGUCUUCGUCAAUCCUCUCCGUACUCAUACUGAUCAAUGUAAUGAUCGAAAUCGUAGGUUGGGCUAAGGUGCGACCCCACAAUGAUGUCGAAUACGGGCAUCAAAAUGGGGAGCUUAAUAUGUGGAUGCCUCUGACAGAUAGAAAUUUGACAGGAGUAGAUUUGUGGAGUGAAACCUUUUAUGAGGAAGGAGACUACCAUCCAAUUAAGGCAAAGAUAGGUG